This is a messenger RNA of Argentina anserina (silverweed cinquefoil), 1756 nucleotides long. Its product is annotated as UDP-glycosyltransferase 86A1-like. The coding region runs from base 125 to 1606 and encodes 493 amino acids. The record is from RefSeq and is a predicted model, not a curated record. The transcript has 2 exons. Lineage: Eukaryota; Viridiplantae; Streptophyta; Magnoliopsida; Rosales; Rosaceae. Gene Ontology annotation, molecular function: UDP-glycosyltransferase activity.
GGACAGCGCGCUCCAGUCUUAUCGGGAGCAUAUACUCUUCAACUUCGAGUUCAAAAUAUCUGACUUAUCUUGUGAUCAUUUUCUUCAUCCUCGAUCUCUCCCAAAAACACAAGCAGAUUGCGAGAUGGAGAACACUCACUCGAGGCCUCAUGCUGUUAUAUUUCCCUACCCUCUCCAAGGCCAUGUAAUCCCAGCAGUCCAUCUCGCAAUCAAGCUCGCAUCAAACGGUUUCACAGUCACCUUUGUCAACACUCAGGCAGUCCACCACCAAAUAAUCAAGUCCCAAAGUCUCGAUACUGCCAUGGAAGACAAUCAAGACAUUAACAUCUUCGGUGGGGUGUGUAAAUCGAGCCUUGACAUACGUUAUGUGACGAUCAGCGAUGGUUUUCCUAUCGGAUUCAAUCGCUCCCUCAACCACGAUCAGUUUUGGGAAGGUGUUCUGCAUGUUUUCCCAGCUCAUGUGGAUGAACUAGUAGCAAAACUAGUCCGAUCCGACCCCCCGGUCACUUGCUUGAUAGCAGACACUUUCUUUGUGUGGCCAACAAUGAUAGCAGCAAAGUAUAACCUUGUGAAUGUGUCAUUUUGGACAGAACCAAUUCUGGUCUUAACCCUCUACUACCAUAUAUACCUCCUCAGAGAAAAUGGUCACUUUGCUUCUCAUGAUAAUCAUCGCCAAGAUACAAUCGACUACAUUCCGGGAGUGAAAGCAAUUGAACCAAAAGACUUGAUGUCAUAUCUUCAAGCUGCUGAGAUCACAUCCGUAGUCCACAGGAUCAUCUACAAGGCAUUUGAGGAAGUUAAACGAGCAGAUUUCAUUCUUUGUAACACGAUUCAAGAGCUUGAAUCAGAUACCAUAUCUGCCUUGCAAGAAAAGCAACCUACAUAUGCAAUUGGCCCUAUUUUCCCCAAUAGGUUCACAAAGAGCACCGUGGCCACAAGCCUCUGGUCCGAAUUUGACUGUAUGAGUUGGCUCAACACUAAACCGAAUGGUUCAAUUCUCUACGUCUCAUUUGGUAGCUAUGCACAUGCUAGCAAAAGAGACAUAGAGGAAAUAGCCAACGGGCUUUCGCUAAGCAAAGUCGGCUUUAUUUGGGUUCUUCGGCCUGAUAUUGUUAGCUCCGAUGAGACCCAAAUCCUGCCUGCCGGAUUCGAAGAUGAGAUCAAGAAUCGAGGGUUGAUCGUGCCAUGGUGUAGUCAAAUUGAAGUCAUCUCACACCCUGCAAUUGGUGGGUUCUUCACACAUUGUGGAUGGAAUUCCAUAUUGGAAAGUAUGUGGUGCGGUCUCCCAUUGUUGUGCUAUCCAUUGUUGACUGACCAAUUUACUAAUCGGAAGCUAGUGGUCGACGAUUGGAAGGUUGGGCUUAACCUCUGUGAUCGGUUUCCGAUCACAAAGGAGGAGGUGGGAGAGAAGGUGAACUGUUUGAUGAGUGGAAAGUCAAGUGAGGAGUUGAGGAGGAAUGCCAAGAAGGUCAAGAACACAUUGGAGAGUGCACUGGAUAGAGAGGGUUCAUCAAGUAGAAACUAUGAUCGAUUCAUAGAGAAUGUGAGGGCUACAAUCCAAGAGAAACAUGGCCUUUGCUUCAAAGACUCCAAUGCCAAUCUCUAGGAUUCUUAAAAAUGUUGCAAAUUCCAAUAAGCCAAUGUUGUCGGUUUCGUUUGUAUUUUUCUAUCAAGAUACAAUGUGGGCUGGUGCGACGCUAACGUUCAUGUGUGUCCAUUUUCUUGAAAUGAAGAAACUAAUUGCAAAUCUGUGUCA